Messenger RNA from Eruca vesicaria subsp. sativa (arugula), 1023 nucleotides. The record is from the annotation of a GenBank genome assembly. Lineage: Eukaryota; Viridiplantae; Streptophyta; Magnoliopsida; Brassicales; Brassicaceae.
AUGGAUAGCCUCAAUGAAACCAAGAACAAGGCCGAGACUUCAGGCUUGAGUAACUCUGUCUUGUGUCUAGCAACACCCAUGGACACGACCACAAGAAGUGCCUUGUCCAACAACACAGCGCCAACAACAAAAUACAAAGGUGUUGUUCAACAACCGAACGGUCACUGGGGUGCUCAGAUAUACGCAGAGCAUAGAAGGAUUUGGCUUGGAACUUUCAAGUCCGCUGCUGAAGCCGCUGCUGCUUACGAUAGCGCAUCUAUCAAAGUCCGAGGCUACGAUGCUAACUCGCACCGGAACUUCCCUUGGUGUGAAAUCACGACCCAUGAACCGGACUUUCAAGCUAACCACACAACGGAAGCUGUGCUGAACAUGAUCAAAGACAGUUCUUACCAGCAAAAGUUCGGAGAGUAUCUCAUAAGAAGAUCUCAGAUGGUCUCCUUUGCCAACAACAACAUCGUGGCGGCAGCAUCAAAACAGAGCCGAGGAGUAGAAGAAGCAUUCUCCUGCACGCAGCUUUUUAGCAAGGAACUGACACCGAGCGAUGUUGGGAAGCUCAACAGGCUUGUGAUACCUAAGAAGCAUGCGGUGAAGCAUUUGCCUUUCAUAAGUGACCAACAGAAAGAGAGAGAAGAAGGAGAAAUGGGAGGAGUUGUGGAUGAUGUUGAGGUUGUGUUUUAUGACAGGGCGAUGAGACCAUGGACGUUUAGGUAUUGUUACUGGAGAAGUAGCCAGAGCUUUGUCUUCACCAGAGGAUGGAAUGGUUUUGUCAAGGAGAAGAGUCUCAAGGAGAAAGAUGUGAUCGUCUUUUACCGUUGUGAUGUACCGACCAAUGUUAAGACAUUACAUGGUCAAAGCAACAGCUUCUUGAUGAUUGAUGUUGAUUACUUUACUGACAAGGGCUACGUGACCCCCAAGGAAGUAGACACGAUGGUUCAUAACGUUUUUGAAGAAGAAAUGAAAACAGAAACCAAAUCCGAGGUGAACAAAGGAGGGUUCAUGCUGUUUGGUGUUAGGAUUCAAUAG